This is a messenger RNA of Quercus lobata, 910 nucleotides long. RefSeq names its product thaumatin-like protein 1. The record is from RefSeq and is a predicted model, not a curated record. Bases 78 to 815 code for a protein of 245 amino acids. The transcript has 4 exons. Lineage: Eukaryota; Viridiplantae; Streptophyta; Magnoliopsida; Fagales; Fagaceae.
GAUUAGCACCGAGCCAUACCACACCCAAGUUCAUCAUUGAUCAAAUAUACUUGUUAGUUGUUACCACCAAAGCAACAAUGAUGAAAACUCUGGCACUCUACGGCCCUAUCUUGGCCUUCUUUUUCUUAUCUGGUGCUCACUCUGCUAAAAUAACUUUCACAAACAACUGUCCAAGAAGCAUCUGGCCAGGAACCCUAGCUUUGGAUCAAAAACCUCAACUAUCAAAGACUGGAUUUGAGUUAGCAUCCAAAGCAUCCUUAACGCUGGAUGUCCAAGCUCCAUGGAAGGGCCAAUUUUGGGCCCGAACCCGAUGCUCCACCAACUCAAGUGGAAAGUUCACUUGUGAGACUGCCGAUUGUAGCACCGGUCAAGUUACGUGCAACGGUAAUCUUGCAAUCCCGCCAGCUUCUUUAGUAGAAAUCAGCAUAGCAGCCAGGGGUGGGACGGACUGCUAUGAUGUUCGCCUUGUAGAUGGCUUCAACUUGCCUGUUUCUGUAGCCACCAGAGGCGGCACUGGUAAAUGCAAAGCCUCAAGCUGUCCAGUCAACGUGAAUGCGGUUUGCCCAGCGAAGUUGCAAGUGAAAGGGUCGGAUUGUAGCAUGCUUGCUUGCAAGAGCGCCUGUAUUGCUUUCAAUCAACCACAGUAUUGUUGCACUGGCCCAUUUCGGCCCCCAAAAUCAUGUCCACCCACAAACUAUUCUCGUAUCUUUAAGCAGCAGUGUCCUCAACAAGCUUAUAGUCAUGCUACCGAUGAUCAGAACAGCUCCUUUACCUGCUCUGGUGCACCCGCCUAUGUUAUCACUUUUUGUCCAUGAAUUAUAGAGAGGAAUUAUGCGUUCCUAAAUUUGUAAUAAGAAACUGAUAUGUUUAGUACUAAGGCACAUGCAUGUAUGUGUCAACGAAUAGUUAU